Solanum tuberosum (potato) is the source of this 1301-nucleotide messenger RNA. RefSeq lists its product as uncharacterized. Gene Ontology annotation, biological process: regulation of asymmetric cell division. The transcript has 3 exons. The record is from RefSeq and is a predicted model, not a curated record. Lineage: Eukaryota; Viridiplantae; Streptophyta; Magnoliopsida; Solanales; Solanaceae. The coding region runs from base 1 to 966 and encodes 321 amino acids.
AUGAAAGAUGGUCAACCGAGCACGUCUGUUUCUGUUGAUGCUGAUGAAGAACAGCAGAGCAACACCAGGAAAAGUGUCGAUAUGGGGUCGACCAUUGCAUCUGUAUCUCAAGAUUCAUCUUUCAAAGAUGCCAAGAACAUUGCUGUGACUCAUGAUACAGAAAUAGAAGCUACUGGAGCACCUGUUCCAAACGGUUUCAAUCCAUCCCUAGAGAAUAAUGCCAACAAAGAUGCGGAUAAGGAUUCUUAUCUCGAGGAUUUGUUGAUGAUUUUUGGUUCAAAAUGUACUACUAAUGCAUCAGAAAAACCAUCGUCUCUUAAUACCGUUGUUCGUGUGGAAGAGUCCAAUAUAAAGACUUCUGAUGGUGAUCAAUCUACACUGCAACCUGAUCAGGUGCCUUCUGAGCAAACUUUGAAAAGCCAAACUGCAGUUUCUGCAUCCGGUCAAACGAACAACAAGGGUAAUAUCAAAGAGGGAGUGGGAACUAGUAUUUUCGACGUCAAUCUUACCAAACCAGAAUCAACAAAAACCACGGAAGGAGGAGUCGGAAACUUGCCUGAAGAUUCUCACAUGCCAAAGGCUGUCUCCGUUCACAAGAACGGAAACUCAGAUAAUAAUUCAGCUUCAAGUCAAGUUCCUUUUGCUAAUACUGCUGACAACGCGCACCAACAACACCUUGAAUCCCAAAAUAUGGCUAAUGGACAAAGUCAUUUUGCUGAUGGAGAGGCAAGUUUUUCUGCAGCAAGAGGUCCUAUAUCAGGUUCCAUCACUUACUCAGGGCCUAUAUCUUACUCCGGCAGCGUAUCUCUUCGAUCCGAAAGCAGCACAACCAGCACCAGAUCCUUUGCCUUCCCAGUCUUACAAAAUGAAUGGAAUAGCAGUCCAGUAAGAAUGGCGAAAGCGGAACGGAGGCGUUUAAGUAAACAAAAAGGUUGGAAACAAGGCAUUCUGUGUUGUAGAUUCUAAAUUGUUGUUCUUAGUUAAAGAAUAUACAUAACAAGACCUUAAAUCUUGAAUCUUUUGAGUAUUGUAAGUAUGCAUACAUGUUGAUAUUCAUUAUUCUCUUAGGGGUGGCAUGUUGUAGGGGAAAUUACACAUUUGGUCGCGUGGCCAAAAAUAUUUACAUCCGCUAGCCAAUAUACAUAUAUAUACUAUGUGUAUAUUAUUUAUCUAUCGGCUAUUAUUUGGAUGGGUGGCUAUUUAUGUCAAUUUUCCCUUUGUUUUAUUAAAGACAUGAAGGCUAUUGAUGUAAAACCUUUUUCUUACAUUUUUGUUCUUAUACAAUAUAUCAUGUAUACUCA